Rhagoletis pomonella (apple maggot) is the source of this 825-nucleotide messenger RNA. RefSeq names its product putative nuclease HARBI1. The record is from RefSeq and is a predicted model, not a curated record. Lineage: Eukaryota; Metazoa; Arthropoda; Insecta; Diptera; Tephritidae.
ACUCUCAAUGAUAAAUGUUUUACGCAAAAUUUCCGCCUAAACAAGCAAGCGUUUCGGUACGUGCUAAAUGCCAUUACGCCGGAGUUAAGUACUCCUCGAAAAUCCACAGCAAUUCCGCCCAUUAUUAAGCUGGCCGCCGCACUGAAAUUAUUGGGGCAAGGAGGUUAUCAACACCAAAUUGGCCAAGACCAACACGUAAGCCUUUCUCAGCAGUCAAUGUCACGCUGCCUUAUUGAAGUGUGCAAAGCCAUUGAGAAAACGCUUUGCCAACAACACAUUAAUUUUGCAAGUACGGACGCAGAGGAAACAGAGGCGAAAUUAUACUUCUAUGAAAAGUGUGGCAUUCCGGGCGUGUUGUUUGCAAUAGAUGGCACACAUAUACAAAUGAUAAGACCAACAAGGAAUGAGCAUUUGUACUACAAUAGAAAACUGAAGCACAGUAUGAAUGCAAUGGUUAUGUGUGACCACAAGAUGAGAAUUAGAGCUGUUGACGCGCGAUACGGUGGUGCAUGCCAUGAUUCCCAUGUAUGGAACCUGUCCAGUGAGAGAAGGGCUUUAAAAGCUCGUUUUGAUAAUGGCGAGAGAGGGAUAUGGAGUCUUGGCGACUCAGGAUAUCCAUUGGAACCAUGGAUGUUAACUCCCUAUCGUAAUGCCGCCGAAAAUUCAGCGGAAGGCCGGUUUAAUCACUGCCAUGCCAAAGGACGGUCAAUCAUCGAACGAGUAUUUGGAAUAUUGAAAGGAAGGUUUCGAUGUCUUUUGGCAGCACGCGAGCUGCAUUAUACUCCGCAAAAGGUUUCAGCUAUAAUGAACGUUUGCUGCGCUUUG